Chelonia mydas (Green sea turtle) is the source of this 2185-nucleotide messenger RNA. RefSeq names its product nuclear receptor subfamily 1 group D member 1 (gene NR1D1). The record is from RefSeq and is a predicted model, not a curated record. Gene Ontology annotation, biological process: hormone-mediated signaling pathway; cell differentiation; negative regulation of transcription by RNA polymerase II. NCBI's taxonomy places the organism in Eukaryota, Metazoa, Chordata, Testudines, Cheloniidae. Gene Ontology annotation, molecular function: zinc ion binding; RNA polymerase II cis-regulatory region sequence-specific DNA binding; nuclear receptor activity.
CCGGGAGAGGCAGCGGCGCGCCGAGCUCCUGUCCUGCCGGUGCCCAGCUCUGCAGAGGGGCGAAGCCCCAGCCCGAGCGCCGGCCCCGGGGCGUCCCUUGCUCCCGGGAAGGGAGUUUCUGAGCCAGGCUUGGAUGCCCGCGCGCCCCCAAGGAUGGCAGCUCUGGACCCCAACAACAACACAGGCGGCGUGAUCAGCUACAUCGGCUCCAGCGGCUCCUCGCCCAGCCGCACCAGCCCCGUCUCCCUGUGCAGCGACAGCUCCAACGGCAGCUUCCAGUCCGGCUCGCAGGCCUUCCCCUCCUACUUCCCGCCCUCGCCCACCGGCUCCCUGACCCACGACUCGCGGCCCUACGGCGCUGGGCUGCAGGGCUCGCGGGAGGAUGGCUCCCCUUCCUCCUCGUCCUCCUCGUCGUCCUCCUCGUACAGCUCCUCCGGGACCUCCCCCGGGGGCCUGCAGGUCGCCAUGGACGACGGGAGGCGCGUCUCUCCCAGCAAGACCACCAGCAACAUCACCAAGCUGAACGGGAUGGUUCUGCUUUGCAAAGUGUGUGGAGAUGUCGCCUCAGGCUUCCACUAUGGGGUCCAUGCCUGCGAGGGCUGCAAGGGUUUCUUCCGACGCAGCAUUCAGCAAAACAUCCAAUACAAAAAGUGCCUGAAAAAUGAGAACUGCUCCAUCAUCCGGAUCAACCGGAACCGGUGCCAGCAGUGCCGCUUCAAGAAAUGUCUGUCAGUCGGCAUGUCCCGGGACGCCGUGCGCUUCGGGCGCAUCCCCAAGCGUGAGAAGCAGCGGAUGCUGGCGGAGAUGCAGAGUGCCAUGAACAACAUGGCCAACAACCAGCUGAGCGGGCAGUGCCCGCCGGAGGGCUCCCCGCUGGGGCACCCCCAGCCUGCCAACCCACUGCCGUGCCAUCAGCCCCAGCUCCCCGCCUCCCCACUGCAGCAGCAGCCCUGCUUCUCUCAGUUCCCCCAGCAGCUGACGCCCCCCCGCUCCCCCAGCCCCACGGAGGCCAUGGACGACGUCAUCUCGCAGGUGACCAAGGCGCACAAGGAGAUCUUCAUCUACGCCCACGACAAGCUGGGCACGGCGCUGCCCUUGCCCCGGCCCUGCGACAACAACGCCCGCAACUGGGAGAACCGCCGCUGUGCCAACGGCUACCAGGGCAACAGCCUCUAUCGCCACAACAACAACAACUUGCCCCACCCCGACGCCUCCCGCUUCCCCGCCUGGCACUCCAGCUCCCCCAGCGCCUGCCCCCAGAACAACACGAACAGCCAUAGGCUGUGCCCCCCCCGGCUACCCUCCUUGGCCGAGGAAGCCGAGACCCCGGCAGGCCCAUGGGAAAGGGGCACCAAGGACAUCCUGCUGGCAUGCCCCAUGAACGCGCACCCGCACGGCAGGAGCGGCCACACCGUCCAGGAGAUCUGGGAGGAUUUCUCGCUGAGCUUCACGCCCGCCGUCCGGGAGGUGGUGGAGUUUGCCAAGCACAUACCGGGCUUCAAGGACCUGUCGCAGCACGACCAAGUGGCCCUUCUCAAAGCCGGCACCUUCGAGGUGCUGAUGGUGCGGUUCGCCCCCCUGUUCAACGUGAAGGAGCAGACGGUGAUGUUUAUGAGCCGGACGACCUACAGCCUGGGGGAGCUGUGGGGGAUGGGCAUGGGCGACCUGCUCAGCUCCAUGUUCGAGUUCAGCGAGAAGCUCGGCUCCCUGGAGCUCACCGAGGAGGAGCUGGGUCUCUUCACCGCCGUCGUGCUGGUCUCGGCAGACCGCUCCGGCAUGGAGAACACGGCCUCAGUGGAGCAGCUGCAGGAGACCCUGAUCCGCGCCCUGCGCACGCUGAUCCUCAAGAACCACCCCACGGAGACCUCGCGCUUCACCAAGCUGCUGCUCAAGCUGCCCGACCUGCGCACCCUGAACAACAUGCAUUCGGAGAAGCUGCUCUCCUUCCGCAUCGACGCCCAGUAGGGCUUCCCCCGCCCUCCCGCCCCGGGACCCUCCGCAGAGAAACCCACCAGACUCUCUUGCUGCUGACAAGGCAGCCAGGACAGAGCCCCCUGGGGCGGCCGACCCCUGUAAAUAGUGAUCUGUGUAUAUUGGAGUCAUGUUCUCUGUUGCUGCUGCCCCCCGUGGAGGGCUGGAGCCCAGCUCUGUCUGAGCCACACGGGAAAUAAUAUAUUGAAACCAA